This is a messenger RNA of Bursaphelenchus xylophilus (pine wood nematode), 4550 nucleotides long. The record is from the annotation of a GenBank genome assembly. NCBI's taxonomy places the organism in Eukaryota, Metazoa, Nematoda, Chromadorea, Rhabditida, Aphelenchoididae.
AUGCUGCCUGAAAAUGGCGGCGAGAACGGCACGGGUACAUCGGGUCUACACAGUCCCUCAAAGUCGCCUCAACCUCCUGUAGAGAACAACGAACCCAAGACUAACGGCAGUGUAAACCCUUUAGAGAAGAUCGAACAAUUACUCACUUGUUCCAUAUGUUUGGACCGUUAUAAGUAAGCGGUAAUUUUGCAAGCUGUAUUUUAGUAAGAAAGUAUUGGUGGACGUAUAUUAGCCAUUUUAGGAUGCCAAAGUUACUUCCAUGUCAUCAUACUUUUUGCCUUCCAUGUCUGGAGAGUUAUGCUGAUACUGUACAUCACAACCUUAAGUGUCCGGAAUGUCGUUCCGAGCAUGCGGUGCCAUUUGAAGGAGCCAAGGCAUUUCCCAACAACUUAACUUUGGCUAAAUUCCUGGAUAUUCAUCUGGAGGCCACAGAUGACAAUCAAGAACAGCUGGAGGCGUAUAUCCAAAGGUAAUAUAAAUCAAAUAAAUUAUUUUGAAGUAUGCGAAAGGCAUUUAAAUUCUAUUUCUUUAAGGUACAACAUGGAACGUUGCAAAAUUUGUGAUGAAAAGGCGGAAGUCGAAGUUUGCGCACAUUGCGAUCGAAAGGCAUGCAAAGAUUGCCGGAAAGCUCAUAUGGAAAUGGUUAAGCGUGAUCUCAGUCGUCUUUUAAAUCAAGUGAAACGACUCUCAAACCGCAUAAAAGAAGCCAACGCAUGUGUAAAGAAAGGAAUCACAUCCUUGAAUGAGAACGUUGAAAUCACCAGGAAUGAAGUAAAAGAUUACUUUCAACGAUAUCAGAAUGAACUCAAGAAAAGAGAAGAGCAUUUCCUAAAUGAAGUAUUACUUUACGAAGAGAACGAGACAAGGGUAAUGAGGACAUUGGGAGAACGGUUGGACGCAGAAGAAUCGAAUCUAACAGACGCCUGUAGUUGGGUGGAAAAUGUUUUGGGAGGUGAACUUGAAGCGAAGGAGGAUGAGCUUUGCAAAUUCAAACAGAGUUUUGCAGACGGAAUUGAAUAUCUCAGGAAUUUCCAGGUAAGUUAUGGUGGGGUAACGAUCCACGCAAGUCCUAAUAAUUUUGCGAAAGCACAUCUCCUCUGCCGCCCUUCGGCCUGUUUCAACAAGACUUAUAUCCCCGCUGUACCGUUACAUUUAUCGUUUUGAGCCGUCAAGAAAAACUUUCCAAUUGUAUUGAAUUGUUGCCAUUUGUCUAACUAACUUUUAUUUUUAGCCAGAUUCUGAUGAAUUGUUUUCCAAGAAGAUCCGCUUCUCCCCUGGUGACGAUGCCUCCAAAUUACCUCAAGCCAUCUGUAAUUUCGGAGAGCUUACCGUAUAUAUGCCUCAGUUUGCUGGUCGUUAUCUUCCCAUGGAACAGCAAUAUCUCCCACGUCCUCUCAGAAUGGGAAUGGAAAGUGAUUCGUAUCGAACCAGUUUGAGAACGAGGGAGGAAGAACGGCAGUCUAAGUGAGUUCUUCACUUGUAUUAGGACCUAUCUCUGUAAUCAUAAUAUAACGGGCCGGUGACUUUUAUGUCUGUUUGUCCGCUUUCUUUGUUUGUGGUGACAUCCAUUUUCAUGUCGCAGUAUUACGCACUUGCUUUUCCUUAUUACUUUCUUCCAGUUCAAAUUUUACCCUGUUGUAUCUAUCCGGUUAUUUUAGUCACUUUCAAAUUGUAUACGGUUGACUUCAAUAAAUUCACAGAUCUUUUUUGAUUGUUUUCUUGAAUCACUGGUCCGUUCAAACCACGUAAAACUGAAUUAUUUUGCACAUUUUUUAAUUGUAGAUAUGGAGACGAGAAGUCAUCAAGUUCUAAGGCUUAUCGACGUCGGCACACUCAUGGUGACGACGAAUGGGCUGCUAUUCGUGCAGAUCGGCUGAGAAGAGGAGCCGAUUCUGGAAGAAGCUCCCCUAAUCACACGCCAUCUCCAUUUUCUAAGUCACCGUUCUUGUCGCCAGCUCAAGUGACAGAACAAUGUGAAGCAGCAGCCUUGACAGCUGCAUCCAGAUCUCCGGAACUUCUGAAUGUUGAGGACGCUCGUCCAGCUUCUGUCAGUCCAACAAUAACACCACCAGCAAACAGACGUGUUCGACGUGCUGUCCGAGAUCGUUCCUCAUUCUUGGUUGAUGAAGUACUUCUCUCAUCAAACAGAGGAUUGUCUCCCCGAGAAGCCUUUAUGCAAGCUGUUGAGAAACAAACUACCCCAACAGUAACUCUGAAUGAUGGGUCAAGUGAUAUCAAUUCAAGCAAACCUCCAUUACCUCGACAAAGUGAGAGCAAAGAUGAGGACAGUCUGAACGCCAAGGUAGAAAAGAUUGUUGAGGCCGCUCAUCAACGGUCUGCGGCUUCGAGUUCUUCUAAUCUUAACAACGGUAAGACGUUGUCUUUGCUUCAGUUACAAUCAUGGGUUUUUUAACAAGUUUUAUACUGGAUGCUUAACAUUUUAAUGACAUUGCUUGCUCUUCUUCCAGAACAACGAAAUGAAAUUGUUUCCACUAACGAGAUCUCAACACCAGUACAACGGCGGCAAAAGUUUAGAAUAAUAUGCCGUUCCUCAUCUCAGAAUCCGGCCCGUCAUUCGUUGGAUUUAACCAAAGUUGGGGACCAGGAAAACGGUAGGGAAGACGGGGUGGCGAAUGGCGUUGUGCUGAUUGUGGGCGGAGGCGACGGAAAGGAGGACGAGAAGCCGCCGGCACCACGCCGACGGUCGAUUGUAGGCCUUACCCUGCCCGCACCCGGUCAGAAAUACGUUCCCGUAAGCAUGGUUGCCCGUCCCAUUCGGCCCAGUAAUUCCACCGACGUUGAGGAUAAUGAGGAAACGGAGUCACCGAAACCGCCGCCCCGGCCCCAUUCAAGCACCGGCUUCGCGGAUGAGAUGAAGAACGCCACGGUCAUUCCUAUAUCUUUCUUUCCAGGUGAGCCCACCCUCGCUUUCGACGAGCCCAUGCCGACGACGCGACCUCGCCGUCUUUUUGGAAUGUCUGUUGCCGAUGAUUCUACAGAGAAUGAAAACACGAACACUAAUGGAGUUGAGGAUAAUAAUAAUGCCGGUCCAGCAGUUCCAAGUCGUUGGAUGCUUCGCCGUAGGGAGAAAAUGCUUCGAUCCAGGACAAAUCCAGAUGUUUUUGGAAGUCUGGACCCUCUCGAAAGAAGACGUCUUAUUUCCGAGGCUAAUUCUCGCCAUACUUUCGACAGACCCAUGGAUGAUCCUGAAACUGAACCUGCUGUGACAUCCCCCAGUUACCGACGUCAACGUUUCUUCAUUAGCGAUGAGAACGAGGACAUUAUGCUUCCAUCCACAUCGGCUUCGUCGUCGCGUCGUCGGCAUGAAUCGGUGUCACGCCGAGUGCAGGAGUUGCUCAACGAUAAAGAGUUGAAAGAGUUGCUUGCAGAUUCAACCAAGACAGUUCCGUCAAUAACUUCCCCAACGAUCAAGAACACAUUCUUUACAAAGGAUCCGGAUACUCCGAGCACUCCAACUGAGAGAAGGUCGAGAUUUACUCGACGAACUUCGUCUACAAGGUUGUCAUUGGAAGCAACACCUUUUAUUGACUAUUCUUCAAUGGCGAAGCCAAAAGUGGUUUUUGGGCAGAAGGGCGAUAAAGCCGGCGAAUUGAAUUGGCCUCGAGGCAUUGCGACUUUGGGUGGAGGGAUCUUUGCAGUCGCUGACUCCUCUAAUCACCGAAUUCAAAUAUUCGAUGAAGACGGGAUACUGAAAAGGGUAAACUACGAAGCUGUUUUCCCUCUGAGAAAAUGGCACCACCCUUUUUCUUUUUUGAAAUUGGUAUACUAUUUUAGAAAUUUGGUACGUAUGGAGCUAUGGAGGGUCAAUUGGAUAGCUGUGCAGCUGUAGCCUACAAUCGCAUAAGCAAGCACUUGGUCGUAUCAGACCGUUACAACCAUCGGAUACAACUAUUCGACCUGGAUGGAAGAUAUGUCAGGAUGUUUGGAGGGCCUGGAAAAGAGAAUGGAAACUUCAACAACCCUUGGGGAGUAGCCAUUGAUAAUUUGGGUAUGAUCUACGUCUGUGAUAAAGAUAAUCAUCGUGUACAGGUAGGCGAUAAAUAAAACGUCUUGAUGGUUCUAGAUAUUCGACAAGAAUGGAACUUUUAUGCAAAAAUUUGGCAGUAAAGGAGAUGACAUUGGCCAGUUCAACCAUCCGUUAUUUAUCGCCAUUCACAGCAAAACCCAAAAUCUGUUUGUUAGCGACAGCGCUAAUCAUCGGAUUUGUGUGAUGGAUCAUAAUGGAGGCCCUAUUUUAACAUUCGGGGCUGAAGGAUUUAGUGUUGGUCAACUAAAAUUACCCCGAGGCAUUGUGAUCGAUGAGCAGGUAGAUUCUUAUUUAUUAAUUUAUACGGGUUCAGGGCUUUGUGGUAGUGGCUGACAGUGGAAAUAACCGAGUCCAAGUAUUUUCUCCCGACGGAAAAUUUGUUCACGGUUUUGGAGUUUGGGGUACAGCGUCUGGCCAGUUCAAGGGCCUGGAAGGCGUGGCCUUACUGGAUAGAAGGAUCGUGGUUUCGGACCGAGAAAACCAUCGGAUUCAGAUCUUUUAG